CACUUCGACUCUUAAAGUACCUUCCAGGAUGACUCGUAUCGCAAUCGUUACUGGCGCUGCACAGGGCAUCGGCGAGGCCGUCGCCCUUCGUCUUGCCGUCGAUGGACUCGACGUCGUGGUCAGUGACCUGCCUGCAAAACGCGAACAGCUGGCCUCGCUUGUGAAGCGCAUCGAAACCACUGGACGACGUGCUAUGGCUGUUGAAGCCGAUGUCUCUGAAGAACAGGAUGUCAUUGCCCUGAUUGACAAGACGGCGGAGGCCUUUGGUGGGCUCGACGUGAUGGUCGCGAAUGCGGGAAUUUGCAUGUUCAAGCCAAUGUUCGACAGUACGCCAUCCGUUGAUGACCUGAAUACCAUUCUAUCAAUCAAUGUACGCGGGGUUAUGCUCUGCUACAAACAUGCCGCUAUGCAGAUGGUUAAGCAGGACCGCGGCGGUCGAAUCAUCGGGGCGUCCUCGGGGGCAGCGAAGAAGGCUAUUCCCAAUAUGGCCGCCUACAGUGCUUCCAAAUACGCCGUGCGCGGUUUGACGCAAGCGUGUGCGGCUGAGUGGAGAAAGCACAAGAUCACGGUCAACACGUACGCACCGGGCAGCAUUCUAACGCCGAUGGUUUUGCAUCCUGACGAUGAGAAGAACGGUGGCCCUGCUUCCACUGCUAAAUUGGCUACCGGUCUACCGCUCGAUACGCCGGACGCGGAGCCGGUCGUCAUUGCCGACUUCGUCUCAUACCUCAUUCGCCCUGAGUCUUAUCACAUCACCGGUAGGACCACAGACUCGGUGUAUGAUCGUUGCUUUGCUGAACAGAACUCUUCAGGUCAAUCCGUGAACAUCGACGGCGGGCUGAACUAUGACUGAAUGAGAUUUGCCGGCCAACGUCUCGAGCGGAAUCUUCUUUCAGUACUGUGCCCACAU
Molecule: messenger RNA, 910 nt
Organism: Fomitopsis serialis
Lineage: Eukaryota; Fungi; Basidiomycota; Agaricomycetes; Polyporales; Fomitopsidaceae
Product: short chain oxidoreductase
Exons: 8
Coding region: 29-853 (274 amino acids)
Molecular function (GO): oxidoreductase activity, acting on the CH-OH group of donors, NAD or NADP as acceptor
Source: RefSeq, a predicted model, not a curated record